Messenger RNA from Rotaria sordida, 708 nucleotides. The record is from the annotation of a GenBank genome assembly. Lineage: Eukaryota; Metazoa; Rotifera; Eurotatoria; Philodinida; Philodinidae.
AUGGGUGAUACGAAUGGACAAGUAGUAGCUGGUGGUCAUGGCCAAGGAAAUCGAUUGGAUCAAUUGAAUGGUCCAACCGAUGUGUUGAUCGACAAAGAGACGGAUAGUCUCAUUAUUUGUGACCGGGACAAUCGACGAGUCGUACGAUGGCCUCGUCGUAAUGGUACAACUCAAGGAGAAAUCCUCAUCGACAACAUCCGUUGCUGGGGAUUGGCCAUGGAUGAUCAGAGAUAUCUCUACAUCUCUGAUUUCGAUAAACAUGAAGUAAGACGAUAUCAAAUAGGAGACAAGAAUGGAACUAUUGUGGCUGGUGGCAAUGGCCAAGGUACUGGUCUCAAUCAACUCAACUUUCCGACCUACAUCUUUGUCGAUCAACAACAGACUGUCUACGUGUCAGACAACAAAAAUCAUCGUGUAAUGAAAUGGAAUAAAGAUGCAAAAGAAGGAAUCGUCGUCGCUGGAGGUCAAGGUCAAGGGAAUGCUCUGACACAAUUGUCGCAUCUUAGAGGACUGUUCGUCGAUACAUUGGGUGGAUUUAUCACAACAGAAAAGAAUGAAACAAGAUAUAUUCUUCUUUUGAAUAAAAAUUUAUUUAUAUCGACAUCAAGAUCAACAAUUUGUUAUUCAUGUACAAUGAUUUGGAGAAUUUUAUGUUUAAUGAAUAAUGUUGAUAAAUCCAUGUGUACAAUUAAUUUAACUAAUAAUUAA